AUUCCACUUGUGGCCAACCACGGCGCCGCCUGAAUACUCGUAUUUUUUUUUUUCUCUCUUGAGAGGGGCGGCUGUGCUAAGAACCGCUCGCACUACCAGACUGCGCAGCCUCGAUCAGUCCAGCCAACAAUGAGCCAUCUGCAGAAACCGAUUGGUUAAGAGGAAAGAAGCUACGCAUGGGAGGGGGGAGAACGACAUCAAGGAGACAAGAAACACGUCUAUAUGCGGCCACGAAGUACGCGCAGAGGGGAGAAAAGAUCUUAUUUACUACUAGUAGUAUCAAACCGCCCGCUGACCAUGGCUUGAUACCCUACACUUUCGCAUCAGUGCCAUCCACAGCUCUGAUAGUCCAUCAGCAGGCAGGGGGGCACAUGUUAACCUUUCGACGAUGGCACCUCUAUAUCUUGCUGAUGGCGAUGAUCACGAUUAUCCCUGCAGUGAUACUCCAUACUCCAUACUCCAAGCUCCUCCGUGCUAGUACGAAGUUUCCCAUACUUGCUAGACUAAGUGGUGCUACGAUGUCCAAGGCGCUCGUGCUGGAUAUAUAGCCCCGCCAAGACUAGAGAAUAAGUUGGAAAAAAAAAUGAAGGAAAACAAGCAAUGCGCGAGUGUUUGCGUCAGGAGGCCGAAGGCGCUACGCAGUCAGUCGAGAAUGAUGUCCAAUGUAGCAUCUCUCAUGCUCGACUAACAGGCAUGGUUGGUGCUGGGGCAUCGACACUGGGCCACUUGGGAUCAGCACGAUCCAUCCAAGCAAACAUGGACGCUUAGAUGCAUGACACAGAGCACCUCGUGUUCCGAAAAUUUCUCUCCGUACUCCAACGACAAUCGGAUCUUGUUCUGGCAAGAUCUGGCUAAAGAAGUUAUAAAAAGAACGCUGGGCUGGUAGGCCUACUCUUAGGCUGUGCCCGUCAGGCCACCAAGCAGGUA
Molecule: messenger RNA, 927 nt
Organism: Trichoderma asperellum CBS 433.97
Lineage: Eukaryota; Fungi; Ascomycota; Sordariomycetes; Hypocreales; Hypocreaceae
Source: RefSeq, a predicted model, not a curated record